AUGGGUGGAAUAGGUAAGACAACUCUUGCUAACAAAGUGUUCACUGAUCCUUAUGUUGUUUAUCAUUUUCAUGUCCGUGGAUGGGUCACUGUUUCACAAACAUAUGACAAGAGGGAUCUGUUGAUUCAAGUUCUGUCAUCCAUAGAUGAUCAAUUAGAGCUUGAGAAACCAACGGACUGUCAACUCCGUGCAAUGUUGCACAAACGCCUAAUGGGUAAGAGAUAUUUAAUUGUCAUUGAUGAUAUCUGGAGUACAGAGGCAUGGGAUAAGCUGAAACUAUUUUUCUCUCAUCAUAACAUGGGAAGUCGAAUUCUGCUUACUAGUCGCCUCACGGAAGUUGCUUGGCAUGCAAAAUCAGAUGGACUAGUUCAUCAUUUACAACAUUUGACAGAAGAAGAAAGUUGGAAGUUGCUGUGUGAGAAGGUGUUCAAAGGAGAUGAAUGUCCCAAAUGGUUGAUUGAACCUGGAAAGCAAAUUGCAAAAAACUGUCACGGAUUGCCUCUUUCUGUGGUUGUGAUGGCAGGAGUUCUUGCAAAAGAACCAAGGAGUGAAGAUGUGUGGCUAAAAAUUUCUUGCAGUUUCCAUUCAUACAUUGCUAGUGACGAGAAAGGAUGUCUGGAAACAAUAGCAUUAAGUUACCACCAUCUGCCUCUUCACUUGAGAGACUGCUUUCUCUAUUUGGGAGGUUUUCCAGAAGACUACCCGAUCUCCUCACCAAGGUUGCUUUGGUUAUGGAUGGCUGAGGGAUUUAUACACGAAGAUGGAAGUCGAAGCAUGGAUGAAGUUGCAAACGGUUACCUGAUGGAUCUAGUUGACAGGAAUCUUCUAAUUGUAGAAAAAUGGUCUGUUUUGGGUAAUGUCAGACGUUGUAAAGUCCAUGAUCUUGUGAGGCAGGAAACAGGUGAGGAUCAGUUUCAACGGUUAAAAGUCUUGAGACUUAAGAAGUUAAAUAUCAAACAAUGGAAAGCCUCAAGCAUCAACUUUCCAUGUCUUGAACGAUUACGGGUGGUGAAUUGUGUUCAUCUUGAAGAGAUACCCCUUGAAUUAGGGGACAUCUCAACGCUCGAGUCUAUAUACAUUUUGAAUUGUGAUGCUUCUCUUCUCGUAUCCCUUCAAAGAAUACGAAAUGAGCAAGAUGAUGUGGGAAACUAUGAACUGAAGAUCAAAGUUGAUGGAAGGAAAAUGCCCUCUUGUGUACCCAAGCAUGAUGAUUAA
Molecule: messenger RNA, 1215 nt
Organism: Lactuca virosa
Lineage: Eukaryota; Viridiplantae; Streptophyta; Magnoliopsida; Asterales; Asteraceae
Source: the annotation of a GenBank genome assembly